CAACUUUCUGAACGUAAAAUUAAAGUGGCGCGUAUAUGAAAAAGUUUCCCUCCCAUUUCCUCCCUCUUUUUCCCCCUCACUCCCCUGGAAGAAUACCGGUAUAUAUUUUUCAUUUUCGGAAUUUCCAUUUUCCCUCAACUCAAACGUCAUUCUCUCUUGUCAUCCUCAUCCUUCAACCCAACCCACAGCCCCUUUUAGCUCGAAUAUUUUAAAACUACUACUUCGUUGUAAUUGGAUAUUAUUGAUUUGAUGGGUAGGGAGCGAGCUUAUGUUGAUGACGAUAUUGAUGAAAGUAAGUUCAAGAAUUCGGAAGCAAUGAACCGCUACAAGAAAAUCUUCAGUGUUCAAUGUGUGACGGUUGAGCGGGAGGUCAAAUUGAGCGACUUCGAGGAUCUUGGGCUUCCCAGAAUCUUGAAAUCAAGAGGUUGGCUUUUGGCAAUGGGUCCUUCAGAGCCUGCUAAUAUCCAGAUUGUCCAAGAAUUCUACGCAAACAUUCCUCCUUUCUCCUCCGAGCAGAAAAACCCACCUGGGUUUGGCCCUUUUGGUACUUGUUUGUGGGAUGAGACUCUGCAUUUCUCCAGCGGUCGAGAAUACCCUGACUCAUUUGAUGUGUAUUUGCGGGGUAAGGUGUUGAAUUUCUCUGUUUCUGGCAUUGCCCAGUUGCUUAAACUUGCUAGGCCAAACCCAAAUGAAAAAUCACCUGGUUUUCCUGGGCUUCUUGUUGAUAAUCUUGACUUGAAGUUGGUGAAAUCUACUUUGGGUUGGAACAAGAGAGUCAGGGUUUUGCGUGAAAAUCGACUAAGUGAUUUGUACAAAGUGCUUAACAGCAUAGUGAGAUAUAAUAUCGAUCCUCCUUGUCACGUUAUCCCUUCUUUGCUUACCCCUGAUAGAGCUCGCCUCCUUUAUGCCAUUGGGAACAAUGUGCCCAUUGAUCUGGCCACCUACAUUUUUCGUGCCAUCUGUCGUGCUGCAUUCCCAACUUCCAUGCCCGACUCCUUGCCUUUUGCGUCCUUGAUCACGCGCUUCGCCAUGGCUUCUCACGUGCCAGUUGAGCCUACGGAUAAGCUUUAUUCUCCUUGGUCGCCUUUGGACAACUUGGAUAUUUUUGGCUAUAGCUUUACUCCAUCUUCUCCUGCAGUCAAGCAGGCGGUGGUGAGCCACACGUCCAGUAUGGCCCUACUUACCAAUGACGUUGCUGAGCACAGGGGUGAUGUGCGCCCCGUUUCCACCUUCUCGGUCAUCCCACCUUCUUCGAAACAGCCAUCUACAGAAAUAAUGGAGGCUGAAGAAGAAAAUAACGGCAAUUUGAUUCCUAACUCGCAUGCUUGUAUAAAUCCGUUAAUUUCAACUUCUGACUCGCAUCCAAAUAAGAAAGCGAAAAAAGAUCCAUUGGAACAUGCAGCUGGUGAGGUGUCAAAGUUACUGCAUGAGUUUUUGGCAAGUCAAAUGAAACUACAACUCAAAGGAGAGGAGGUCCUUGGAGUGGUUUCAAAGAUACCUAACCUCAGUAGAUUGCAAGUUUUUAAGGCUGUACGCAUAAUAUUGAGUGGUAACCCAGAAGAAUUCUCUCUACUGAAAUCUCUUCCUGAUGUUGAGAAGACAGAGUGGAUACUCUUACUUAUUAGUCAAUCUGAAGGAAAAGAAGAAAGUUUGAGAUACACUAUCCCUUCUGCCCAUGGUAUGGCUCUCUCUCUCUCUCCCCCUCCCCCUCUCGCUCUCCCUCUCUCUCUCUAA
Molecule: messenger RNA, 1734 nt
Organism: Prunus avium (sweet cherry)
Lineage: Eukaryota; Viridiplantae; Streptophyta; Magnoliopsida; Rosales; Rosaceae
Source: RefSeq, a predicted model, not a curated record